Molecule: messenger RNA, 859 nt
Organism: Spirometra erinaceieuropaei
Lineage: Eukaryota; Metazoa; Platyhelminthes; Cestoda; Diphyllobothriidea; Diphyllobothriidae
Source: the annotation of a GenBank genome assembly
AUGUUGUUAGAUGAGGAGGAGGAGAUCGACACCGUUUUAGUCGACGAAGGUGAUGCAUUGGCAAUCGAAGAUAAGCUGGUUAAACCCCACAGCUGGUCCAGACCGCCAGUUCCAAAAAUGUCAGCAGUCAAGGACAAAAUUGUGUUUCAGCAGAUCGAUGUGGACUUCUACAAGGUAGUAUGGUCAAUGUGCUUUUUCCUUAUGAAAUUUUGUUUGGGUGUUGUGAAGUGACAACUUCUUUUCCUUUAAGGGUACUAAAAUCGAGGGAAUGCCAGGUCCCGACCAUAGCCCCGUUGCUAUCAUCAGAAUUUUUGGUGUAACUGAGUCUGGCAACAGCGUGGUCGCCCAUGUACAUGGAUUUAUGCCCUACUUCUACGUGCGUGCACCAGACAAUUUCCAGGAGGCCUAUGUGGCUGAUUUUCGCCGUGAAUUGAAUCAGGCCUUGUUGCGGGACCUUAAGGGGAACCAAAGCGAAGGCAUUCGUGAAAUCGUCCUGUGUGUAACUUGUGAAUUAAAAGAAAGUGAGUUCAGUGAGAGUUUAAGAGCCAAUUUUCUUGCAAAACUCAUGUCCAUGCUUAUCAGUGGAUCUUCCGGCAUGAUUGUUUUUAUUACUAUACGAGGGGUACCCCAAAACGAGAAUUAUUUGCUGUAGGCAGCUUGGUAGACAGUGCUACCCUCUCCUGCUAGAUACGUUUACCAGACGCUGUUCCUGUUCAAUCGGUCAGAUGGCGUUCCUGAGAAAUGAUCGCAGAGGACACAGUGAUUGCCUUAUUCACUCCCCUCCCAACGCUCUCUUCGAUUAUUUUACACGACAAGGGAAAUCAGAUUGUAAGUCAAUGAUGGUUUGUUUUUGGACAUC